AUGAUGGGCAGCACUUCAAUAGCCCUCCCGCUCGAUACCGACCCUGCCCUCGACCUGAUGCACCAAAAACCAAAAAGCCCCAUCUCAGACUCAGCAAAUAUCCUCUCUAUAAUCAAAGAGCAAGCCAAUGAAGACGAAGACCCCGAAAAGAACCGUGUGGCCUACGAGAACAUGUCUUGCGACGAAAUGGCUAAGCGUAUGGCAGACAGCUACAGGCAAUUAUCAGAGAUGCUCGGUACCACAAUCGCCACUCCCUCAACCGUGUCUGAGAAGAGCGACACACGCGAUUACGACUUCCCGGAACUCACCGAUGAAGAAACCGAAGAGGGAAUUCUGUCAGAUCCAGCUGAAGAAGCCGCCAAGAAACUCAAGAUGACGAAGCUAUUCACCAAAGCCGCAUCUAACGGUAACGCUGACAAGGUCCGCAAGCUUCUUCAGGACGACAAGACCAAGGCUUUAAUCGACAUUGAUGCCAAAGACGAAGAUGGCACCACUCCGCUAAUCUACGCUGUCUGCUUUGGCAAAGCCGAGAUUGCUCAGCUGUUGCUUGCAGCGGGUGCCAAAAUUGAUAUUCAGGAUGCAUUCGGUUGGUCCGCUCUCAUGUGGGCAACAAACAACAAUCACGAAGGUUUGGUUAAAAUCCUACUCGAACACGGCGCUUCCUCCCAGACCAAAUCUGCCAAGGGUCGUACCGUCUUUGACUUCCUCAACACCGAAAACCAAAAGAUUGUCGAAAUCCUCACCACAAACCCCCGAGACAGCAUAUCAUCUACUUCUAGCAUUGCCGGUCGUACCCCUGGAAGUGUCUCCUCUACCUCUUCCAAUGCCGGAGACUGCGACUUCUAUUAUCAGUCUACAGUAGAGGGCUAUGAUACAUUUAUGGAAGAAGAAGCAAAUCGUCAUCAGAAACUAAUCGAAACCGCCAUGACUCUUGUCGGCGGAAACGACGUCGACAAAUACAAAAACAACAAGGGGUAUCAUGAUUUUGAAAACGACGAAGACGACGAUGAUGAUGACGACGAAGAUUUUGAAUUUAAUGAGGACGACGACGAAAACUAUGAGGACAAUGAGUUCCAUUGGGACCGCUGCAUGCCUGACCAGAUGUUCGUUUUUGCUGCCGAUGACCUUGAUUACAUUCUUGAUACCGUUAUCACCAACUUCCAGUUACCAGUCAAAACAAAACAGGAAAUCUGUGUACCUGCAAAUGUUGCCUUCUUGAGCGCACGUUUUGCCCACUACUUCUCAAGCGAUGAAUUACUCCAUCAAGUCCUUAAGGGCGCCCUUGACCGCAUGAGUAAAGCCGUCAAGGCCAAUUCUCGCAAUGUCCAUGUGCUUGCAUUUUGGAUAACCAAUUUUACCCAGGCACUCUAUUACCUUAAGAAGGAUUGCGGGCUAGUCGUAGCCACGGCAGAACAUCAACUGCGCCUAUCAGAGCUAGUCCUUGAAACAUAUUUGAUGAUUAUAAACGAUACCGAACGACGUCUAGCAAAGGUCAUCGUGCCAGCCAUGCUGGAACACGAGCAGAUCCCAGGCAUGGAGGACGUCGAUUUUGCAGAUGACUGGCAACGCUUCUUCAGGCGCACCAGCAGACGUUCAGUGGGUGUACCUCCAGAUGGUGGUCUGGCAGUACAGAUGAAGCGCAAUACCACACCAGACGAAGCAGGGCACAAUAUUUCGCCGCAGUCAAUCACUAGUCUCUUGGAUUCGAUUCUGUUCGUCUUUGAUUCGUACAACGUCCACCCGACCAUUAUAAUUCAGGCCCUCGCCCAGUUUUUCCACUACAUGUCCUGUGAAAUGUUCAACCGGAUCCUAACCACCAAGAAACUCCUUUGCCGCUCCAAGGCCAUGCAGAUCCGUCUUAAUUUGUCUCAACUGGAAGACUGGAUCCGUGCCAAACAGUUGCCCUCCAGUCUUGCUUCUUAUCUCAACCCAACCAUCCAAUUAUUGCAGCUGUUACAAUGUCUUACUCAGCUUGGCGACCUCCCAAAUUUUAUUAGUACAGUUCAGACAUUCGAUGUCGUCAAUUCACUCCAAAUCAAGCGUUGUCUUAUUAAUUAUCGCUACGAAGUCAACGAAGCUCGUCUACCAGAAGACGUCGAGCGUUAUGCCAUUCAAGUUGCUGAAGAUAGCAUUCGCUACAAGCAGGCCCGUCGACAAUCUCGACAGUCUAUGGACGCUAACCGCAAAUCCGGUAUACCCCUAUCACGUGCUCAGAGUGUAUCUCUUCAACGCAAGCCUUCUCGCCGAGACAGUGUCUCUAGUUUUGUCGGCUCUCUUAUGUCCAGCGUUGGAAUUUCUUCAUCUAUUUCCCUCCCCCCUACCCCCACAACCACCGAAUACAACAUUCCUUUAAGUGCCAAAACACCUGCAGACUCUAACUCAAAAGAAAAAGAAAAAGAAGAAGAAGAAGAAGAAGGGGAGGAAGAAGACACAAAAGAAAUCAAAGACUCUCGGUUCAUGCUGCCUUUCUCUGUGCCUACUACUGCACAUAUGGUUGCUGUUCACAGCUGGGCAUCUGAGCCAGAAGAGGCAAGACGUGAUAAGGAACUCCAGGCCGUGCCGGUCAUACCUGAGGAGUGGAUGGACAAGCUAGACAAGGGCAGUCUAGAUUAA
Phycomyces blakesleeanus NRRL 1555(-) is the source of this 2613-nucleotide messenger RNA. RefSeq lists its product as hypothetical. The record is from RefSeq and is a predicted model, not a curated record. Gene Ontology annotation, molecular function: GTPase binding. Lineage: Eukaryota; Fungi; Mucoromycota; Mucoromycetes; Mucorales; Phycomycetaceae. Bases 1 to 2613 code for a protein of 870 amino acids. The transcript has 3 exons.